Ceratotherium simum simum (southern white rhinoceros) is the source of this 878-nucleotide messenger RNA. It is a transcript of the gene CRYBA2, whose product is annotated as crystallin beta A2. Gene Ontology annotation, molecular function: structural constituent of eye lens. The record is from RefSeq and is a predicted model, not a curated record. Lineage: Eukaryota; Metazoa; Chordata; Mammalia; Perissodactyla; Rhinocerotidae. Gene Ontology annotation, biological process: lens development in camera-type eye; visual perception.
UUUCCGUCUGUAGUGCGCUCACCGACCCGGUGAAUACUCGUGCUGGGGCGGGGUCUCUUCGGGGCGGGGGAGGGCGAGAUGAGGGAGAGCCAUUUGCAGUCCCGGUCCAAGUCAGCCCGGGUCCAGCCCCCGGGUCCUUUAUCCCUUACCCAGGUUGGGCGGGCCGGGGAGGGGGCUCGCUAGAAGCUGAACACUUGGUCCUGUCCUUGUCGUCCGCAGCGGCAUGAGCAGUGCCCCCGCGCCGGGCCCGGCGCCCGCCUGCCUCACGCUCUGGGACGAGGAAGACUUCCAGGGCCGCCGCUGCCAGCUGCUGAGUGACUGCGCGAACAUCGGCGAGCUCGGAGGCCUGCGCAGGGUGCGCUCGGUCAAGGUCGAAAACGGCGCUUGGGUGGCCUUCGAGUACCCUGACUUCCAGGGACAGCAGUUCAUUCUGGAGAUGGGUGACUAUCCUCGCUGGAGCGCCUGGAGCGGCAGCGGUGGCCACCACAGCGACCAGCUGCUGUCCUUCCGGCCAGUGCUCUGCGCGAACCACAGUGACAGCCAUGUGACACUGUUUGAGGGGGACAACUUCCAGGGUUCCAAGUUUGAACUCACUGAUGACUACCCAUCCCUGCCCUCCAUGGGCUGGGCCAGCAAGGAUGUGGGUUCCAUCAAAGUCAGCUCUGGAGCGUGGGUGGCCUACCAGUACCCAGGCUACCGGGGCUACCAGUAUGUGUUGGAGCGGGACCGGCGCAGCGGGGAGUUCCGUACCUACAGUGAAUUCGGCACGCAGGCCCACACUGGGCAGUUGCAGUCCAUUCGGAGAGUCCAGCACUAAGUUCCACGGCCACAGCACCUCCCCCAAGGAUGCUCAAUAAAGGCUCCUGAACCUGCCUGCC